Molecule: messenger RNA, 1871 nt
Organism: Rhagoletis zephyria (snowberry fruit fly)
Lineage: Eukaryota; Metazoa; Arthropoda; Insecta; Diptera; Tephritidae
Gene: BCL7-like
Product: chromatin remodeling complex subunit BCL7B-like protein
Source: RefSeq, a predicted model, not a curated record
CUCGGCAUUUAGCGGCCAUUUUCGACGAAUCUUCGUUUUCUGUUUACAUCGUUCAAGUUGAAAGCUGCAAAUUUCGAAAGUCUUUGCAAUUUAAUUACCAAAAAAUCGACAAAUUAGCAUAAAUACUGUAUAAAAUAGUUGAAAAUGUCGCGUAGCGUUAGAGCAGAAACUCGUAGCCGAGCAAAAGAUGACAUCAAACGGGUAAUGAAUGCAGUGGAAAAAGUGAGACAUUGGGAAAAGAAAUGGGUAACCAUUGGCGAUACCACCAUGAAAAUUUACAAAUGGGUGCCUAUAUAUUCAGAAAAGAAAAAAGUGAGCAACGCUAAUAAGAGCGAUAAGGAGAACUCGCAGAAAGGCACGCCAACUCCACCGCAAAUAACGCCCUAUGGCGGUCUGACUGCGGAAGAUUCGAACACCUGUUUCUCCAUGGUAAGCGAUUCACAAGGUGCCACCGAAUUUGUCUCUAGCAUGCCAUUUUCUGAGGACUCCAACUCUCAAGGCAGCGAAGGACCAGUGAAACGACUAAAAACUAGUGAUUAGUCAUACUAACAACAUAAAAACAUUUCGCAUUCGCUGCAACUCACAAUCAGUCAAACUCGAAACGAAGCAAUUUUCAUAAAUGGAAAAUAGUUUACAUUAUCGAAAAAAAACAACAAAAUAGUUUCAUAACUACAAUGAAUUUUUUGUGCUUGGUAAUGCAGUAUACUAUUGCCGCCGAAACUACAUACUGCAUAAAAAUGUAUAGUACUAUUCUAAAGUACUGUUGCUAACUAAUUUUAGUUUAAGCGAUUUAUAUUAAAUAACCUUAAUUUACUGCAUAUAUGAAGAGUGCGCCUAGCUUAGUCAUCAUUAUUGUAGUAUUAAGUGGAUUCCUCCAAACUUGUAAUGUACAUAGUAAUAUUCUAUUUUCGUACAUUUGGACGAAAACUGAGUAUUUGCCCUUGGAGAACGCGUACCGAUCUUAUAAAUAAUGUUGAUUAUAAUGAAGUCAUGUUCAUUGUAUUAUUUAAUUUUUAUUAUUUUUUCUUAGUAAAUGGUAGUGCGAGCAGACAAUUUGUAAUAAUAGCCCGCAUAAAAUUACUACAACAAAAAACACUAUUGCUAAGACCGUGCACAUUGUAUGGUUGACGCAAUGAGGCUGUCUGAAGGCACGUGCUUAACUUAAAACCUACCUAUAAACAUAAACCAAGUCUCUGUCAGUUGAAGAAUACCAAUAUUAAUUUAUUAAAGUUUGUAUGUAUUAAAGAUUACAUUUUUGCUCUAAGAAAGUUUUGGAGAUUUUAUUCUUGGGUCCAAAUUCUCCAGUAUACGUAUGCCUGUUUUCAUAAAUACAACGUGUUUAUCAAUGCAAAGGUCUACUCGACAAACAUAAGGGUAAUAGAAUGAUUAGGAAAUGAGUCAAACACCAACAUAUUUUUUAAGGUAUAACGCUAGAAGAGGUGAUUAUAAAAACUGCGAAGAAUCAGUGCACUCUCAACACAAAAGGGGGAAACAACAUGCAUAUUUUUUUUUUAAAUUUGAGAAAAAGUUUAAACUUUGUUAAUAUACGAACAAAAUCUGAAGGUAACUACGCCUACCUCCUAUAUAACGAUAGUUUGCAGUAAUACGAAUACUACUACAAUAAUUCACUAUGACAGAAUUUAUUCUUUUGAAAUUGGUAUCUACAGUCAACACAAAUUUUUAGGCGCAGAGAAUUCUUCGAAUUAUUAUUUUUUAGUUUAAUUUCGUUUUGAUUUUUUUUUUUAAUAUAUCAUCACCUGAAAUGCAAAAAGACGUAACUAUUGGUAUGAUUUCAUAUAUAUAUGUAUAUAUUAGUCUCGAAUUUGUCCAUUUCAGUGAUGUGUAGUUCAUACCACAAGAAAAAAUAAAAA